Molecule: messenger RNA, 1063 nt
Organism: Batrachochytrium dendrobatidis JAM81
Lineage: Eukaryota; Fungi; Chytridiomycota; Chytridiomycetes; Rhizophydiales
Exons: 1
Coding region: 239-1063 (274 amino acids)
Source: RefSeq, a predicted model, not a curated record
AUUUGAGAUGGAUUAUUUCUUUUAUUGAAACUCUAUUCUAAUAUCAAAUACGUUCUAGUUUAAUGUUUCAUUAUACAUAAAUACGGCUGUAAAGGAAUAUCCCUUCAAAAUUGGACAUUGAUAGUAACAAAUUGUUACCAACCCUGACAAUAGUACUAAUCCCUUAAAACGGCCAUUGAAAGGACAUGCUUUUAAUACUAUCUACCGACACUACAACCUGUUCAAUCAAACCAGUGAAAUGAAAUUCUCAAUCACCAUACUGUCAUUGAUAUUGGCUGUCUGUUCAGUUACUAUCGCUAAUUCCGUUAUUCCCAGUGCAACUACAAGUGCUGAAUCUAGCCCUUCAACGGUUGCUGAUUUAGAUGUAGAUUCGGUUGACUGCGGUAAAUAUUCAAGAAAAGCCAAGAAGUUGAUCAAAGCAUACGCAACAAACAAACGCUGCAUCGACACAACAAAGGAAAUGUGCAAAUCGAUAGCAAGAUCGAUUUCUGUUCAAACAGAGUUGAUACAACGACUGAGUAAAAGACUCGAGCUUCUGGAAUCUAGAUGCCCGUUAAGAACUAGGUUAAGCUAUGAUGAAACUGUUUUAAAACUUGGAAAAGAGCGUAAAACUCUUGCAUAUCUCGAAAAACAGGAGAAAGUAUGCCGCAACGAGCUUCUUGAUUUGCGCAGUAAGCUGCGUGUGUCCAAAAGAAGACUCAUAAGACACACCAUUUGGGACCAUUCGAAUUUUCAACCAGCCAGUUUAUACACGAUGUACCUCGAAGAAGAGCCCAUCUUUAUGGAUUGUUUCAACCAAUUCUUCACUGACAUACCGAGCCCAUUAUCAAAAUCCAUGCAUGCCUCUACUAGUAGAACCCAGAGCUCAUCACAACAAGGCCCUAGUGAUCAAUCUCCAUCUGAAAAGACGUCUAUAGCCCAUUCCACUCAAGCAUCCUCUAGAGUGUCACACAGUUUACAGAGAGCUUCCUCCAGUCUACAAAAAGCUUCUUGCAAUCUUAUAAAUAAGUUUAGAUCACUCUUGGAUCGAUCUCAAAGUGAAGAUUGCGAACCGUUGAUUUGA